Molecule: messenger RNA, 2818 nt
Organism: Caenorhabditis elegans
Lineage: Eukaryota; Metazoa; Nematoda; Chromadorea; Rhabditida; Rhabditidae
Gene: nfm-1
Product: FERM domain-containing protein
Exons: 12
Coding region: 391-2520 (709 amino acids)
Cellular component (GO): adherens junction; plasma membrane
Molecular function (GO): actin binding; cytoskeletal protein binding
Source: RefSeq, marked reviewed
CUUCACUUUUCUUAACUAUUUAACAUACUUUUUUUAAGAUGGGCUUCAUCUCAUUAUUGAUUUUUCACCCUAGAGAAACCAAUUCAGUACUUCGGAGACUAUAGAACUUUUCUAACUUUCCGAAGUUUUAAACGGAAAUAUUGGAAUCCACGUUAUUUUCUAAUUGCCUCAAACUGAAACUAUCUGAAAUUUUUAUUUUCAAAGAAACUAAAAAAGCAAUUUUAGUAUCUGAAUUUUUGGAUGUUGUUCUUACUUGACGGAAAGAAAAUACGUGCAAUACGUUCAUGUGCAGACAACGGUCUUUUUUCAGAAAUGAAUAAUAGUUGCUAGUAUUAUUUUUUUCUUAAACUUCCAGGCUAAUUUCACCUACAAAAAUUCCAAAAAAUAGCAAUGGGUGGAUUUUCGAUAUUUUCGCGAAACACGAAGCCCAUUUACGCAAAAGUGAGCACAAUGGAUGCUGAUUUGGAGAAGAUUGUAAUUGAGAAAACAUGGACAGGAAGACAUUUAUUUGAAGCAGUUUGUCGAAUUAUUGGAUUACGGGAAACUUGGUAUUUUGGACUACAGUUCACAAAUAAAAAGAAUAUUCCAUGUUGGUUACAGAAUGAUAAAACUAUCUGUGGCCAAGACAUCCAAAAAGACACAUCUGAUGGAACUUUUAAUUUCUUAUUUCUUGUCAAAUUCUAUCCAGAAGACGUGGAACCUGAGAUUAUUCUAGAUGCCACUAGACAUUUGUUCUUUUUACAAAUACGAGAAGCAAUACUUUCAAUGAAUCUAUAUUGUUCACCUGAAGCAAGUGUUUUAUUGGCCAGUUUUGCAGUUCAAGCAAUGCAUGGCGACUGUACAGAAGAAGUUGGUCCAAUUGAUCUUGACAAGCAUUUACCAAAAAGUGUGAUUGAUCAAUAUGAUAUGAGUGCUGAUAUGUGGAGAGAUCGAAUAAAACGAUGGUGGUCACGGAAUGCAGGACAAUCAAGAGAAGAAGCUGAACUUGAGUAUUUGAGAGUUGCACAGGAUUUGGAGAUGUAUGGAAUAUUAUAUUAUCCUAUUUGUAAUAACAAAGAAACUGACUUACAUCUUGGUAUAUCCGCUCAAGGGUUGGGAAUCUAUAAGGGAGUGAAUCGAAUAACACCUCGGCCGUUUUUUAGUUGGAGUGAGAUUAAGAAUAUUCAAUUUAAGAAUCGAAAGUUUCACAUGAAAACCGUCGACAAAUCCACAAUAUCAUUUCGAUCACGAGAGACAUCAAUUGAUUCUUCAAUAUUGGAUCUUUGCAUUGGAACACACAAUUUGUAUUUAAGGAGGAGGCAGCCAGACACGUUAGAGGUUCAACAAAUGAGAUCACAAGCAAAAGAAGACAAGCAACGUCGAGCAGCAGAACAAGCAAAAGUUGCAUUGGAACGAAAAGAGAGGCAGCAAAUGGAAAAAGAAUAUAAGGAAAUGAAACAAAAAGUUGAAGUGAUGACUUUGGAAUUAAUGAAAGCUCAAGAAAAUAUACGAAAGGCAGAAGAAGCGAAUGAUCAAUUAGCAGAGAAGGCACGACACAGUGAACAUGAAACUUUGAUGUUGUACAAGCAAAAAAGUGAAGUUGAAGCUGAAUGUAAUCGAUUAAGUAUGAAUAAUAUGAAGUCCGAAGAAGCUCUGUUGAGAAUGGAACGAAAAGCUCGGGAAGCUGAGAUUUUGGCAAAGCAGAUGUCAAUGUCACUAGCAGAUGUAAGCCUUGACGCGAAUCGGAAAAUGACACAGUAUUCGAGUCAGUCUGCGUUGAUUAUUGAUCCGAAUUGGCAUCAACAAGUAUCUGGUCAUCAAUCAGGUCAUCCUGGUAUGCCAUCAACAGGAUCAUUUCAUCAACUGCAAUCACUUGACACACACACUCAUCCUCAACAAAUGAUGUCUCGAAGUCUGAAUAUGCCAUCAUCUGCAUUUUCCUCCCCAAUUCCUUCAAAUCAACCACUUUCUCAUCAACAACCACAACAAAUGUCUCAAAAUACUCAAGCUCAUCAACAACAAACUCAAGUUCAAAAUCAGAAUCAACCGCCAUAUUACGGAGGAUCUGGUAUGAUUAUUCCACCACCCGAUCCUUCAAUUAGUCAGAUUUUCGAGCAACAGACUACUCUGAUGGAGUUGGAAAAAUCAAGGUCAGAAUACGAAACACGAGCGCGAAUCUUCAAGGAGCACCUGGAAGAAUUACGUGGCGAUAUUGACGGCCUGAAACGAGACGGUAAUGUACAAAAUGGGCAGCAUCGAGAGCAUGAUGCGGUUCAUGCACAAAAUGUGGCACACGGUUUUGAUAAGUUCACGACGAUGAGAAUGAAAAAAUCAAAAAGCGCAAGCUCAAUUGGCUCAUCGGGUUCCUCCGAUUCCUUGGAGCUCAAUACUGUCGCUAGACAUGUGGCGGGACGAGGGAUUCCACGUGUCUCUACAGUAUCCACUACGAGCUCGUCAAGUAUUCUGAGCCACGUCAUGAUGCUGCAUAGACAGCAGUCUUAUGAUUUGGGAAACACUGAAUGGCAGGAAGCUGACAUUUGAAUAUAAGUAUGCGAGGAACUCCACGACAACGAGCACAAGCUUUUGAUGGAAUGUGAUAAGAAACUUUAUGGCCAUUUAUGAACCGAUUUUCCUUUUUUUUCUUCAGUUUUUCCCCAUCCCGAUAAGAGAUAACCCCAUUUUGUGCUCAUUCAGUUUAUUGAUUUUUCCACACCCUUUUGCCAUUUUUCAAUCAAUAAUCUUUCGUGGCAAGACAAAAACGCGUAUUUUUCUUCUUUUUUCCGAAAGGCAUAUUGUGUAAAUAUACAUAUCGAAUGAUUGAUGAAUACAGAUUUUUUUU